AUGGUAGCAAUUCACAGUAUCCAAUUUGGAACGAACUAUAGGACUUAUACUUAUCUUCCCUUAGCAGCUCAUAUGGUUAGAUGGGAUAGUGCAAUGUACGAAGCUAAUUUUAUUAUAUUCCAUAAAAGCGAGUAUACAAGGAAUCUGCUUAAAUGGUCACUUCUUUGUGCAGCAUCCAAACAGUGUAUUGAGCCUGAUAACUCUUUCAUAAACUGCUCUUCAAAUUAUAAUAAUGUUGGAGAUUGUCAUAGAUACGAUCAGAGCGUUUUUGGAAUUAUCAAUGUUAAUGGGGAAUAUCAACGUUCAAUUUUAUCUGCAGGUAAAAUCUGA
This is a messenger RNA of Meloidogyne enterolobii, 330 nucleotides long. Lineage: Eukaryota; Metazoa; Nematoda; Chromadorea; Rhabditida; Meloidogynidae. The record is from the annotation of a GenBank genome assembly.